AUGUUUUUUUACGCCGUUCCCGAAGAGUCGUGCAGAUGCUCGACAGUGCGCAUUUUGAAGAAUUUUACACAAGAGCUAGUGCUCUCCAAGAAACCCGCGAUGAAAGGCAAGAAAUUAUCUGAGUAUGUUAAAAAACUUUUAGAUUUAUCAACGAAGCAGCACGAUUCGAAAAAACUGAACGAUUCGAUGUAUCUGGAUAAAGAAGAGAUGAAAAGAUUGAUUCGAGCAAAUUUCGAAAUGGAUCUUAACAAAAAGAAACCAGAUAAGAUUAAUCACAAGGAAGCUGUGGCCAGUACACCUACAAAAUCUAAACAAAACGUAGCCGAGUUUUUCGAAAACUUUGAACCACAAUCGGCGAUCAAGAAGAAGCCUGUGAAAAAAAUCAAUUUAGAAAACGAUUCAAGCAUCAAUUCGUAUUCUGAAAACAAUAGUGAAAAUUCGCCGCAGUUCCAUAAUGAAACUAAGAGUUUGUUUCCGUGGGAAGAGUUUUCUGAGGUUUUCAAAAAGUUCCCCGGUGUUACUCCCAGACCACAUCUUGACCUAAAAGCUAUUAGGGAAAGAGUCGAGUUGCAGUUGAAGAUGGAAUUCAAGGAGCAAGAUGAGCAGUUCGAGCGAAUCACAAAAAGGCAUUUCGAUGAAUUGGAUAUAGAAAGAGCUACCAGUUUUAUAAAAAGAUACUCUUCCAUCAAAGAUGAUUCCGGAAUUAUCAACAGAAGUUUUCUGGUAUGUAGUAAAUUACAAAAUCAAAAUUCUGGAAACGUAAGCAAUUUUACGGAGAAUAUAUCUACGAAUCAAUCAAAUUAUUGCUAUUGCAUCGAUUGCGCUAAUGAAGAUUCUGGAAUGUUAAAGGAUGAGGAUGAGGAAUCUAAGAAAAGAGAGCUAUUUAAAAGGAAUAAUAUUUCGAGUUCUGCGGAGGUUCACAAAAGCAAUACACCGAAGAAGGAUGAUUCAGGAAACUUCAGUUUUUCGCACAUCGAUCUUCCAAAGACAAAAAUUUUAGAAGUUGAGACUUUCGAAUUUACUGAGAAACUGAAUCUAAAUGAAACACCGUUAAAGGAUGAUUCAGGAAAGUCAAUUUUUUCGAACAUAGAUAUUCCAGAAACAAAUAUUUUGGAAGUUGAGACGUUCGAAUAUUCUGAAGAAUAUGAGAAAUUUGAUAAAUCUAUUGAAAUAGAACAAGAUCAAUACGAAAUGGAAAAAGAACUAAACGACAGUGAAGAAUCUACAAUUCUAAUGGAAUUUGAUGGAAGUAGAAGAGAAGAAGAAAUAUAUUAUCCAAGGUUGACCUAUUUGGAAACUAUAUUUGAAGAAAGUUUUGAAUCUGUACGUUCAGUGAAGAACCGUUUCGAACCAGCCAGUCAAUCGCAGGAUAGUGCAAGUGAUGAUUUAUCAACGAGUAAUGAAGAAGAGCAAAUUAAUUCAAUUAAAGAGAUAAGCCAAACUUCUUCAAUAUUCCACAUUGUGGACGAAACCAAAAGUUUGUUUCCUUGGGAAGACUUUUCUGAAGUUUUCAAAAAGUAUCCAGGCAUAACACCUAGACCGCAUCUUGAUUUAAAUUCAAUCAGGAAAAAAGUCGAAAAGCAAUUGAAGGUGGAAUUUAAAAAGGAAGAUGAACUCUUCGAGAUUAUUAAGAACAGAUAUUUCGAAGAAAAGGACAUAGAGAGAGCUAACAGUUUUAUUAAAAAAUACUCUUUCAUGAAAGAUGAUUCCGGGAUAAUCAACAGAAAAAAUUUGGUAUGUACAAAAUUUAAAAUUGAAGAUUCCGGAUACGUAAGCAAUUUGUCUGAUAAUCAGUCAUUGACAGAGGAAGAUUCUUGCUUUUGCAUUGAUUGCACCAAUCAACAUUCAAAGAUGUUAAGCAAUAACAUUUUAAAAUGUACGAAUUUGGAAAAUCAAAUAUGUAAAUACUUGAAAGAAUCAUACAUUGAUAUUAACGAGCUAAAGAGGAGGGUCAAUAUUAAACUGAAAAUGUUGCGUGAACAAGAUGAAGAAUUUAGAAUAAAAGAAUCCUCUAAUAUAAGUGAAACUAUGGAAAAUGACGAUUCAGGAAUUACCAGUUUUUCGCAUAUUGAUCAUCAACAGACAACUCCAGAAAAUCAGACAAUGGACAAUACCGAAGUCGAUGAGAAUCUCAGACAGAUAGAAGCAGAAAAUGAUAAUUAUGCAGAUUCCGAUUCGGAAGAUUCAUUAAAUUAUUGUGACGAAUCUGAUUUCAAUGAAGAAUGUACAAGAUACGAGGAAUAUUAUCCGAGAAGAAGAUUUUUGGAAACGAUAUUUGAAGAAAGUUUUGAAUCUGAGUGUUUGAAUGACGAUUGGGAAGAAGAAUUAUGCGACGAUGAAGUAUCUCAAAUCGUUGAAACUCUAAAUGAAGAGGAAUUUGUGUCAAAUGGACAAAGUAGAAGAGAAGAUGAACAUUAUCAGAGAAUGAAAAAUUCAGAAAACUUUGAUUCUGAAAGUUCAUUGUUUGAUAGUUUAGAGUAUGUAAUUCAAUCUCAAGAAGAUAAUGCCAUAAAUGAAUCAUCAAAUGUAACUAACCACGAAGUGAUUGAUUCAACCAUCCAUUUGGAAACUGAAGAUGACAGCCAAUUCUCAACGCAACCAAAAAGUUUGUUUCCUUGGGAAGAGUUUUCUGAAGUUUUCAAAAAGUUCCCUGAAAUAACGCCUAGAUCGCACCUUGACCUAAAUGUAAUUAGGAAGCGCGUAGAGAUUCAAUUAGAAUUGGAGUUUAAAAAGGAAGGUGAGUUAUUGGAAAGGAUUAAGAAGAAGCAUCUGGAGAUUACAAGAGCAAAUACUUUUAUCAAAAAAUACUUUUUCAUUAAAGAUAAGUCUGGAACAAUCGACAGAAGAAUAUCUAGUUUUACUCAAAUUGAUCCGAUUAAAAGCGAACAUCAUUCCAAUAAAGUUGAAUUUGAUUUAAACGGCAAAUGCAGAAGAGCCGAAGAAUAUUUUCAAGUGACGAAUAUUUUGAAACCAAAAAUUGAAUCAAGAUCCGAGUCGGAAACAUCAUUUUAUGAUAGUCUUGAAGCAAUCAAUGAGUCGCAGAAAAAUUGUAACAAUACAGAGUCUUCCAAAAACGAGAGGAAAACCACGAAGCUGCUAAGAGAUUGCUAA
Messenger RNA from Nicrophorus vespilloides, 3111 nucleotides. RefSeq lists its product as uncharacterized. The transcript is spliced from 4 exons. NCBI's taxonomy places the organism in Eukaryota, Metazoa, Arthropoda, Insecta, Coleoptera, Silphidae. The coding region runs from base 1 to 3111 and encodes 1036 amino acids. The record is from RefSeq and is a predicted model, not a curated record.